Molecule: messenger RNA, 3555 nt
Organism: Cyphellophora attinorum
Lineage: Eukaryota; Fungi; Ascomycota; Eurotiomycetes; Chaetothyriales; Cyphellophoraceae
Exons: 1
Coding region: 1-3555 (1184 amino acids)
Source: RefSeq, a predicted model, not a curated record
AUGGCGACAGCAGCUCAUCCGACGUCUACGCCAAGCAACGAGAUCACGUCUGACCUGGAAACCAUCGGCCAAAAGCAGCUGAUGCACAACAUGCGCGGCGAUAACUCGACCAGUGGGCCUGUCAAUAACCAGAGCGGCGGAGUCUUGCCAUUCGAACCUCGCUACGACGAUAUCCCAGAGGUCCGGCCUGCGAUGGAGCAGAGAUUGUCCGGCCUCAAUCUCAUUGACGCUAGGCGAAGAUCAGGGUCAAGCCGGCCAUCGGUCGGGGUCAAAGAUCAGUAUGUCUACUGGCGGCUCGAGAAGGUCGAGGACGACUGGGGAACGGCAUAUCGACGAAAGAUCCCGGCUCCGCAAAAGGAAAUCGAGAGAAUGGCGAGAAAGGGGCCCGCUACUAUCCUCGGCGAGACAAAGCGAAUGGGAUCAUUGCGCGCAUCACAACUUGAAAAGCUGAUUGAAGACGCCAAUACUGACGAGAAGGGCGACUAUAGGUGGGAGCCUGUCUAUAUCAACUCGCUCAAAAUCAGCCGGAAGACAGGUAAGGUUGAGUGCAAAAGUAUGGACGUCAUCCUGGCGCGGGUUCUUCCAGCGCCCAAGCAAUCUUCAAAGCUUCGUGACAGCUCAGGGGACCUCUUCGAUGUUGCCAUCGACGGAAAAUAUACAGCGGCGAAGAAGGCAAAGCCAACUGCACAAUCCAAGAAAGAGAAGGGGUCUAGAUCCAAUGACAACCUUGACCUCCGUGAUCCUUUCGACGACGCGCCGCUAUUCCACAAGACCGGGAGACCACUGAGUGAUCAUGGCCAACACCAACCAGACCCCGGUCUGUAUGUUCCCGGCUCACGUGAACCGCCAUUUGAUCCUGAUCACCCACAACAGGCCUACUUUGAAUCCAUGGCGACCUCGUACGAUGAAAUGGACGACUCAAAUACGUCUCCGCUGACACCAUCAGGAUUCGCUCUCCCUCAUCGACCGCCUGUAUCAGACCCGGAAUACCCGAGAUGGCCCUCCCCACAGCCAUCCGGGUAUACGCCGUCAUUGACGGACGGCACAUCCUCUAUCUCGGACGUCGCAAGUUCGUACAGCAGGACCCGAGAAUCGUUUGCGAGAUUUGAUAGAUCAGACCAGGAGUUGAGUCGUGUUACAGUUGCCAUGUGGGCAGAGCAGGUUAGGAGACGACAACUGGCGGCAGAUGAGGAAGACCAGCUCAGAGAGUACGGCGGCAGAAGGACACGUCACGAUGGUGGCAGAAGGACAUAUUACUACGAUGACGGAGACAGAAGGACAUAUCGCGAUGAUGGCAGAAGGACAUAUUACGAUGAUGACGAUUUGCACAAUACAAUUGCAGCUUUCCCGAGGCAGCAACUCCGUCAGACACGAUCGCCUUCGUUUUCGAGCCACACGAACGCUGAUCCCCUGUCACCUUCGGACUUGCCCAAAUCGCAUGCUAUCUUCAAUUCAAGCAAGCCAUACCAAGGAUAUGAAGCUGAAAGACUGUUAGCAACAUCCGAGUCACUAUUUCACGACCACCCCGAACCAACGGAUGGCCCAGCGCCUCUCGAGCUCACCAACGCUGGCCUGGCUGGGUAUACCCCGCUGGAUCGGCCAGUCAGGGCUAUCACUCGUGACGAAGGCGAAAGGAAGAGCAAGAACAAGAAGCGACGACGCAAAUCCCGAGACCGCAUGUCCAGCCCGACCGACAGCACCGACGUCACGCAACACAAGCUGAACGACGAAAUGACUGCUGAUAGUCCAACCCGCUCAAUCAGCCGGCAGAGUGCUCGCACAGACACGCAGGCGAGCACAAAGAUUAGGGCCAAAAGAGAGGACAAUAGCGACCGCGGCAGCCUUGUUGAGGAGUCAACGCAUCCUCAUAUGGCUACUCCAGCAGUUUUUGAGGUCUCAGACCUCAGCUCGUACGACGUAGUCGUGGGGCCCGAGCGAACAGUGACGACAGACUGGCGGGACAUUCGAGAGAACAUGCCGGAUUUUCCAGUUUUAGGUCAGGAUCUGAGGAAUAUCCGUGCUGAGGCCAAAUUCAAGAAAGCAAUUGUGCCCAUGGAUGAGGUGGAUUCAGGCCCUGCGCCGUCUGGAUCGACGAUCUCUGCUGACAGCGAAGACCAGCAUGACGUUGUUCAUAUUCGAUUUGUCCAUGCUUGCAGCACUGUUCUUGUGAGUGCAUACGUAAAGUGCGCUGCGUCAAAUAACAAGGGCAAAGGGUCUGGCCACUCGGCGAAACAAGUCGCGGAGACCUCGUCAGCGGCGAACUUGAAUCAUAAGCGAAACACACGCAGCGAUGAGGACGGCGACGACACUGUCGACCCUGGAGGCAAUGGCGGCAAGAAGCGGCCCAAGCAAGGAUCAGAUGAGCCUCCUGCCAGGCUCGCUGCAUACCGUAACCUAGCCUGUCCAUUCAACAAGUUCAACACCUUACUGUUCGGCCCCGACUCUCCUGAUCCGUCUUACCACGGCUGCGCCACUUGCAAUUUUGUCAACAUCGCCUACCUCAAGCAGCACCUUAAACGGAACCACUACACCCCGCAACACUACUGCUUUCGGUGCUGUGAGUCUUUUGAGUCACAGUUAGAAGCUAUAGAGCACUCAAGACGACAGCCCGUUUGCGAAACACUCGAGCCACGGCUGUUUCGCGAGCGCAUCGGACCGGACCUCGUCGAGGAGCUAGGACUGCGAGGCAAGAACUCGCCCGGAACUGACCCUGUCCAGUAUUGGUAUCGUAUAUACCACGCGUUAUUUCCUGGCGCAGCAGAACAAAGACCAGUAUCACCCUACUACGAAGGUCCAACAGCAGAGUACAUCAAUCGCUUCGUUCAUGACGUGCAACCUGUGCUUCCAGACUUGGUGUCUGCAGCCCAGCGUGCUCUUGGCUUGAAUUUCGAGCUGCCUCUAGCUGAUAUGGUGAGGCUCGUGGAAGAGAUACAGCAGAACGCUAUCCCUUUGUUUCUGCAACAACUCGCACGAAACAAUUUGAGCAGGGGAGCCCUAGCCUCAGGGGUGGGCGAUGCUACUGGCACGUCUUCGACCUCAGCAAACCCGCCGAAACCGCAUCCCAGUGUUGUCACCGACGAUUCUGCCAUCGGCGAUGUGAGUGAUCGUGCGAUGACCUUGCAGAACCCCAGUUGCCCCCUCCUAGAGGCGAACGCAGCUACGUCUCAAGGGUCUUCCGACCUCGCGAGGACGAUGCCAGGUCUGACCCAUAGCGAGGGUUCCCGUAGCAGCUUGGCAGACGCUCGGUCGCCAUCAACUACGAAUGAGCCCGCCCCUCCGCAAUUGCCGAUACCCGACAUGGUCGAUAAAGACCCCUUCAGUGAGCUUCCUGAUCAUGCCAACUUGGAGAGUGCCAAUCGUUCAGGGCUCGAACUGGCGGACUUUGAUCUUCGCGAGUUGACGGAUGUCACUCUACCACCCAACUGGGACUGGGACGCCGAAUUUGCGCAACUGACACAGGCGGAGACCUCGUCUGUGCCUGUUCAAUUUCCAAGCGGUUCGAACAAUGAGUUCAUCGCGCCUGAUGUGGAAGCGUGGAAUGAUGGGACAUCCUGA